Electrophorus electricus (electric eel) is the source of this 1083-nucleotide messenger RNA. RefSeq names its product shisa family member 2a (gene shisa2a). The record is from RefSeq and is a predicted model, not a curated record. Lineage: Eukaryota; Metazoa; Chordata; Actinopteri; Gymnotiformes; Gymnotidae.
AUGGCCUCUUCGACCCUCGCGUUUCUUCUGUUGCUCUCAGCAGCCGCGCCGCUCGCGUGCGCGGUCUCCGGGGAGUACUGUCACGCGUGGGUGGAUUCCAUCGACACGCGGCACCGGGGUUUCCACUGUCCCGAGCGCUACGACGGCGAGGACGCGCGCUACUGCUGCGGCACGUGCGCGCUGCGCUACUGCUGCCCGUCUGCGGAGGCGCGCCUCGACCAGAGCGCCUGCGACGCGGAGCGGGAUCGCGCGGAGAAAACGCGAAAAAUAAGAGUGAGCGUUCCCACGUAUCUUCCGUUUGUGAUUGUGGCAAGUGUGUUCCUGUCCUUUGUACUGCUGGGGUCCAUGGUCUCCAUAUGCUGCUGUCGGUGUGUACAGUCCAGCCCUACCGAGCGUCAAGGCGGGCCCACCCCAACCCAAACCAGCCUACUAGAGUCCGAUGGCCCUUCCCCAAAGAGCUCCACCCACUCCUCCACCUCUACCGUUGCCCCUGCUGGAUCUCACCCUCCCCGGCCCGGACCGUCUGAGCUGAGCGCCUACGGGCCCACGGUCACGGCUUUCCCGGGCCUACCAGCGCAAGCGUUUGCGCCCACCCUCCACCAGGGGGCAGCGCAGUUUUACCAGCCGUGCCUGAGGUACCCGCUGCCCCCUGAGCACACUAUGCUGAUGGGUCCAGCCUUCCUGGAUGGAUGCGUGGCGUUUGGGCAGACGCACAGACAGCCCUUCCCCCAGGACCCCAUGCACACAGAGCCCAUCCAUGCCACCGUCACCUUCUGAUGAUGUCAGCAGACUACAAUCCCCCCCCCCAGCUCAGGUGGACUACACUGUAGACAUGGAGAAUGUGAUGUGAUGUGUGUCACAGUGUGGAUCUCCAACAGGCAUCUGUGUAGCAGGAUGCCAUGGGAGCAGAGAGGAGGUGAGACUAUCUGCCAUCUGAGGAUCAGCUCUGAGUUCUUCAGUCUGGAGAUCAGCUCUGUACAUUCCUUGAAUGUGUUCUGAAAUUGCUUCUCAUAGGAGUGUACUGUAAUUCAAAAGUUUUUUAAAAUUCAUUGUCUUUUUUGCUCACUGACGAGUUUAUUUAAA